Messenger RNA from Venustampulla echinocandica, 918 nucleotides. Its product is annotated as putative histidinol-phosphatase. Gene Ontology annotation, cellular component: cytoplasm. The transcript has 2 exons. Gene Ontology annotation, molecular function: histidinol-phosphatase activity. NCBI's taxonomy places the organism in Eukaryota, Fungi, Ascomycota, Leotiomycetes, Helotiales, Pleuroascaceae. The record is from RefSeq and is a predicted model, not a curated record. The coding region runs from base 1 to 918 and encodes 305 amino acids. Gene Ontology annotation, biological process: L-histidine biosynthetic process.
AUGGCCUUCUCAAUGCACUCCCACUCCGGGCAAUUCUGUCCCGGACAUGCGCAAGAUCAGCUCGAGGACAUCAUCCUCGCUGCCAUUGCACACGGCAUGACAACCUACGCCGUAACUGAACACAUGCCCCGUGACUCGAACGAAGACUUAUACCCAGAAGAAAUCGAGGGUGGCUACACCACCGAACCGCUGCUAGCUAUGCACUACGCAUUCCUCGCCGAAGCCGUUCGCCUCCGGCAAAAAUACAUAUCUCAAAUCCACAUUCUCAUCGGAUUCGAAGCCGAGUGGAUUCGGCCGUCCUACUCUAAGCUCAUCUCCACCCUCUCUUCAGACCCCCGGGUUGACUUCUUCAUCGGCAGCGUGCACCACGUGCACGGCAUUCCCAUCGACUACUCACCCACGUUCUACGCCCAAGCCGUAGAAAAGGCUACGACCGAAGAAAAAUUAUUUGCGGAUUACUUCGAUGCGCAGCAUGCUAUGUUAAAUACCGUGAGGCCCAAGGUUGUAGGCCAUUUUGAUCUUAUUCGCCUAUUUAGCUCGGAUCCUGAUGGGGAUUUGAAGGAGGGGAAAUGGGGAAAGGAUGUUUGGGAGAAGGUGGUUAGGAAUUUGAGGCUUAUCAAGGAGCAGGGUGGUUUGUUAGAGGUUAAUAGCAGUGCAUUGAGGAAGGGGAAGAAAGAGCCGUAUCCUGGACGGAGUGUGUGUGAGGCAUGGGGGGAGAUGGGUGGGAGGUUUACUCUGAGUGACGAUAGUCAUGGAGUACCGCAAGUGGGAACGAAUUAUCAGAAGAUGUUUAAGUAUUUAGGGGAGCUGGGGGUAGAAGAGGUUUGGGUAUUUGAGCGGAAUGAUAAAGAAGGGGAAGAGAGGUUGGUGAUGAAAAGCGUAGACAUGGCCGGUGUAAGGGCGAGUUUUAGAGAAUGA